GUCACUUUCCUCGUUUCCAGAAACGCUGCUAAGGAAGCGUCCCUGUUUCAUACAUUUUGCCCAUUGAAGUCAUUUGUGUCCUGUACAGAAUUGAAAGUGCAACAAUUUAACUGUAUUCUUGUUUUAUAUGGAGGAAUUUGAAGCCAGUUAGGUUUAAGUUUGUAACGUUGUGAAAGCAGCAAAUAAGCUAAUAGAAAACGCACUGACUCCUUGUAACGUACGCCUUUUUUCAUUUAAUGCUAACGUUACUGCACUUAUAGUCCGAAGCCUUUCCACCAAAAUGAUGACCUAUUCUGACUACGACUCUGACGGAUAUUCGUCUAAUGAAGAUAAAGACUACGUCCCAUCAGACGACAACCUCAGCGAGGACGACAUUAAUGAGUGUGAAAGGGAAGAGCCUCUGCACGAGGGCGACAGUGUGCCGCAUCCGCACGAUGUCAGCAAGAAGAAGAGAAAGAAAACGGACAUCGGUGUGAGAAAGAGGAAGAAAGGAGUGCUGAAAGUAGACGAGGAAGAGAUGGACGGAGGCGGAGCAGAAGAGUCGCAGCUGCCGCAGGAAGAGGUGGGAAGAGUCACGACGGUACGGGAAGACGACGACGAGCGACAGAAGAAAAAGUCUGACGACCUCUGGGCCAGUUUCCUGUCCGAUGUCGGAUCCAGACCCAAAGACCCCCCACCCGCCUCACAGUCUAGUAUGGCACAGAAGGAGGAUUCCGCAGUAUUGACGGUUGCUCCAUUGAGCACAGAAACAAAAGCAUCAGCACCUGCUACGGUCACCAUCACUAAAGUGUUUGACUUUGCUGGAGAAGAAGUUAGGUGAGUCCUCUGAACAUCAUCAACACACAAAACAGUUUUUGGAAGAUGGGAAACACAAGUAGAUGUUGUCAAUUAAUUAAUAAAUUCUGGUGAUCCAUUUUCUAAGUCUGAUUUAAAUAGUUUCUCUCCUGACUUAAUUAAUAUAGAACAGGUGUAAAAACGGUUUUGCCAGGAUAGUCAUUCCAAGUUCCGGAGAUAUGUGAAACAGGUGGGGAAAAACAUUUUGCCAGAUAAACAAACAAAUAUUUUAUCAGAAUCAUUUUUCUGAGUAGCUUUUUUUUUUUUGUUCAUCUGUAAAUACAGGUGGAAAACAAAGUCUUACUGUUUAUUGUUGUAAUACUCAUUUUGGCCACAGGAGACUGAAGUGCGCCCCUACCCCUUUGUUCUAAAUGGGACUAAAAGCAUCAUGUUUUUUUUUACUUUCAAUCAAAAAAAAAAAAAAGAUCUUCACUAAAAAAAAAAUCACCUGCUAAAACUUAGAAUUUAGAAAAGUUAUUCUGAAAAAAUGUAUUUUUUCACUCAGGAGAGAAAAAAAUUCGAAAAUUGAAAACUUUUUUUUCACAUCUGCAUCACAGGACUUCCUUAAAUCAAAACUUUUGAAGCUCACAGUUAAGUUGAAACUUUCCUGAACUAAAUAAUAAUAAUAACCUUUCAGUGAAUAAGAGCCCCUGGCAUCCUCUUGAUGUUAUGUUCCUCUAUACAUUCAGUGUAAUCAACAUACCCCCAAACAAAUAACUUCAGAUUGUAUAUUUGAUUAUAACCGAUGAUCUGAAAUUAGUUUUCACAUUGACCAGUAGGUGGUGCCAAUAACUCAGGCAUACGCAGGCUGGAUGAGUAAACAUCAUAAAGUAUGGUAUGAUAGAUAGUAGUAAUUAUGAUAGUAACUUUAUUCAUACAGCACCUUUUAAAGACAGAGUUAACAAAGUGCUUUGACAGACAAAAGCAAGGCAAACAAAGGUUCAAUUUCAACUGAUAAAACUGUACUAUAGAUGAAACAAUAGAAACAAACAAUACAAUAAAUACAAAUGAAAAAAAUGCAAUUAGAGAAAAUGAACAAAUAGAUGAAUAAAUAAUAAAUAUAAUAAAAAAAACAAAUAAAAGCAGCUCUAGUCAUGCUCUGUUACUUUGCUUUAGUCAGAUAUGAGUUCAGUUUUACGUGGCUCUUUUACCUCCAGUUCAACUUUCUUGUCCUGUGUAUUUGAAAUAGAAGGAAAUGCUCAUUCUCGGUAGCAUUCUCCGCCCUUAAUGUGGCACACAUCCACAGACAACACCUACAAAAGUCACACAAUAAACAGUGACGCAUCAGAGCAACAAUGUGUGGCACGUAUGGAUGGACGCGUCAACUGUUGCAGCAACCCGACAAUCAUCAGCAAGUUCCGUCUGUUUAUAUAGGGUGUAAUGAACAUUUUCAUUUCUUUUUUGCUUUUUUUUGGUAUUUUGUUCAG
Messenger RNA from Anarrhichthys ocellatus (wolf-eel), 2261 nucleotides. It is a transcript of the gene cfdp1, whose product is annotated as craniofacial development protein 1. The transcript is spliced from 4 exons. Lineage: Eukaryota; Metazoa; Chordata; Actinopteri; Perciformes; Anarhichadidae. The record is from RefSeq and is a predicted model, not a curated record. The coding region runs from base 281 to 820 and encodes 179 amino acids. Gene Ontology annotation, cellular component: Swr1 complex.